Molecule: messenger RNA, 780 nt
Organism: Ornithodoros turicata
Lineage: Eukaryota; Metazoa; Arthropoda; Arachnida; Ixodida; Argasidae
Product: inter-alpha-trypsin inhibitor-like
Exons: 4
Coding region: 37-534 (165 amino acids)
Molecular function (GO): serine-type endopeptidase inhibitor activity
Source: RefSeq, a predicted model, not a curated record
AAUGCUUUGGAGUUGGCAUUUAUCGACAGAGACAUCAUGGAACCGAAAGUGUUCGUCUACAUUAUUGUCUUCCUCUUCGGAGUGAGUGACUCUAAACGAGAGAAAUGUGCUGUAAAAAGAAAAGACUGCGAUAAACCAAGUUUCCUCAGAAGAUACUACUUCAACGAGACAAAGAGGCGGUGUUCCUCUUUCUACACUUGUCGUGGCGAAGGAGACAACUUCUACCCAAGGAUGAUGGAGUGUGUCAGAGACUGCAAGCCAAAACAAAAACCAACAAAGUGCUACGAUGAAAAGGCAAGAAGAUGCAGAGGAGACAUGCCCGGCGAGACAGUCUGGUCGUACGAUCUGACAAAGAAGAGAUGUGACAGAGCUGAAAAUGUUUGCUACAGUACCAAGAACAAGUUUGUAUCGGAGGAGCAAUGUUUAGCAGAAUGCUUUGGCUUCGGACGGAAGGGCCUGCUACAGAAGUACAAAAAGUCGAAGAAACCAUCGACGCCAAAGAAGGAGAAAAAGUCCGCUAAGAAGGGUGAUUGAAGAGGGAUACGGGAGGGACUCCGUCUGAAGUACCAUGGAAAUGGAAAUGUAUCACACAUUGAUUGAUUCACUGAUUGAUAAAUAAAAAAAUAUGAAGAUGUGAAAGUCGGGAAAGGGGGAACGUCGGGCCAUACACACAGACUAAUCUCCCUGUGGGCGUAGACUUUUCUAUGUAAUUUAAUUUGUUGUUUGCUUCACUUUGGAUCGUCCCCCAACAAUGGAGAAUAAAGGUGUGUGUAAAACGUC